UACUUUUGUAUUUCUCAAUCAAUCGUCAAUAUCAAUAUUAAAUAUUCAAGAAUAUGGUAAGUUUAUUUCAGAUAUGACUAUCAGGUUUUCAUUUAGCAAUACGACAAAAAUGUCGUAGCUCCUUAUAGACUAAAAUUCCAAUAAUUUGAAUGAAUUUGAUAUUUAUGCUUUUUUAAUUCUAAAAAAUUUGCUGAUAUGAAUGAUAUUUUCCACUGAUUGUAAUUUGAGGGGUUCGCUAAUCAUUAGUAUCUGUUGUCAGAAUGAGGUCAUCCACAAAAAAUGAACUAGAUUAGUAGAUCGAGAAGUACUAGACUCUUCUCAAAGCCUUAUUCAAUGUUCUUGCCUCAUUUUAACUUCAUUUUUCAAAACAGAACCAUGUACGUCAUCAUCAACACCAACAAUAAUAUCGUCAACCUCAGCAUCAUCAACUUCAACAACAACAUCAACAACAACGUCAUCAACAUCAGUAACUUCGACAACAACUUCAUCGUCAUCAACAUCAAAAACAACUUCAACUUCAACUUCAACAACAACCUCAACAACAACAUCAACAACAACAAGUGCCUGCAAUUUGUUUUUUAAUCAAACUACUUACUCAGCUGUCGCACAGCCAUGGUCAGUAGCAGUCAUCGACGUGAAUAACGAUAAUAAAUCUGAUAUUAUUGUUGCUAACUAUAAUUCGAACAAUGUCGGUGUUCUUCUCAACACAGGCAAUGGCACAUUUAGUGCUCAAACUACUUACCCAGUUGGCACUAACCCAGCAUCAGUAGCAGUCGUUGACGUCAAUAGCGACAGUAAACCUGAUAUUAUUGUUGCAAACUCUGGUUCGAACAACGUUGGUGUUCUUCUCAACAUAGGCAAUGGCACCUUUCAUGCUCAAACUACUUACUCAGCUGGUGGACAGCCAUGGUCAGUAGCAGUCGUCGAUGUCAAUAGCGACAAUAAACCCGAUAUUAUUGUUGCUAACUAUCAUUCGAACAACGUCAGUGUCCUUUUCAACGCAGGCAAUGGUAUUUUUAAUGCUCAAACUACUUACCCAGUUGGUACAGGUCCAUGGUCAGUAGCAGUCGUUGACGUGAAUACUGACAAUAAACCCGAUAUUAUUGUUGCAAACUAUGUUUCGAAUACCGUCAGUGUUCUUCUCAACACAGGCAAUGGCAUCUUUAAUGCUCAAACUCUUUACUCGGUUACCUCUGGUCCAAUAUCAGUAGCAGUCGUUGAUGUGAAUAAUGACAAUAAAUCUGAUAUUAUUGUUGCAAACUUUGAUUCGGCCAACAUCGGCGUUCUUCUCAACGGAGCCAAUGGUACCUUUAAUGCUCAAACUACUUACCCAGUUGGUACUAACCCAGUAUCUGUAGCAGUCGUCGACGUCAAUAGCGACAAUAAACCUGAUAUUAUUGUUGCAAACUUUGGUUCGAACAAUAUCGGUGUUCUUCUCAACGCAGGCAAUGGCACCUUUAAUGCUCAAACAACUUACUCAGUUGGCUUUAACCCAAUAUCAGUAGCCGUCGUCGAUAUGAAUAGCGAUAAUAAACUUGAUAUUACUUAUGCAAACUCUGGUUCGAACAACGUCGGUAUCCUCUUGAAUUCUUAA
Messenger RNA from Adineta steineri, 1594 nucleotides. The record is from the annotation of a GenBank genome assembly. Lineage: Eukaryota; Metazoa; Rotifera; Eurotatoria; Adinetida; Adinetidae.